This is a messenger RNA of Leptopilina heterotoma, 2497 nucleotides long. RefSeq lists its product as uncharacterized. Gene Ontology annotation, cellular component: HAUS complex; mitotic spindle microtubule. Gene Ontology annotation, molecular function: microtubule binding. Gene Ontology annotation, biological process: spindle assembly. Lineage: Eukaryota; Metazoa; Arthropoda; Insecta; Hymenoptera; Figitidae. The transcript is spliced from 8 exons. Bases 110 to 2026 code for a protein of 638 amino acids. The record is from RefSeq and is a predicted model, not a curated record.
CACAACAGUUAACAACAGUUUCGAAAGUUUUACCGGAAAAACAAUUUUCAUUAUUUUAAUUAAUUUUAUUAUUUUUUAUUAAUGAGUGAACAGUUCAUGAAGUGUAAUCAUGUCAAUAAGUGCAUCUUUCCAUAAAAAUGUGUCUCUGCUUAUACAAGCAGUUCCACCAAGUUAUGACUUCAAAAAGCAUUACCGAGAUGGAAUGUUUGAGAAGCCAAACACAGCAGGAUUUAUAUACGUUUCACAUUAUCUUUUGUCAAUAUACGAUCCUGAUACUAUGAAAAAAAUGAUAGAAUGGCCAGUUGUUUGUAAAAAAUCCGAAGCAAAAUAUCGAAAUGAUGUUAAAGAAAUUUUAAAUGUAAUAGCAAACGAUAAUCCAGAUAUUGGUUUUCCAACUGUUCUUCCUUCCCUUCUACUAAGUCCAGGAGGAACGAAAUUUACAAAAGUCAUGUGGAAAUUGUCUCAAGUGGCAUUAAAACAAUAUAUAAAAAGACAAAGUGAUCACGAAGUUUUGUUUACUCCGAAAAAAGGAACUGCGGAAGAAUUGACGGAAAAUUUAAUCAACAAUAUUAUACACGAUCUAAAUAACAGUAAUAUGCACAGUCAUAUGAAUUUAUUGAAAGAAGAAGUGAAAGCCCGAGAAUAUACAGAAGAGAUGAACGAACAAAUAAAGAAAACGCAAAAAGAGAUUUUUGAACAACUGGAAAUUGUGUCAUCAAUAGCAACAAAAGCACCAGUUCAUCCGUCUUUCCAGAAAAAAUUGCUAGACAUUGAUGACGACGAAAUUAUUCAAAUGUGGAAGGAUGAUUUAAAGCAAAUGUUAGACUAUUGUAAAAAGAAGAUACAAAUACUGAAAAAUAUUGAAGAACUCAGUAAAAUUGUAUUCACCAUGGCAUCAAAUAUAAUUAGUGAUACGACAGUACUCAAUAUAAAUUUUCUACCAAAACUCCAUGUGAAUACAAUUGCAGAAUUACCAUUGGCUAAAAUUAAAUUUCUUUCGCAAAAUGUUUACACAAAUGGAAAUUUGAAUAUAAACAAUUAUUUUCUUCUAUUUAACGCAAUAAUUGAAUAUUUCGGUUCGCACAUUAAGAACAAUGGUUUUCUUGAUUUCUACAAUUGUCUCUCACAAUUAGAAGCGAGUAAUUCAGAUUUGAAAAUAAUGAAAGAAUAUUUUUGUGAAUUGCACGCAAAAGUUGUCGAAUUUUCUUCGUAUACACAACAAAAACCAGAAAUAUCAACUGAAUUUCAUGACAUUGAUAAUGAAUCAUUAAUUGCUUAUUCGAAAUUAAAAAAUGUUAUGUUCAUGCCAUCGCCACCAAUUCAGUUUAAUUCAAAUGAAAGGCACGAAGUUCACAAUCGAUUGAAACUCACACCUGUCGAAGGAGUUCAUAAACAAUUAUUUUUGAGAUACAACAAAAAUAAGGACGGUUCAAUGAUGAAUGCGUCAAAAGUUAGACAGAAUUUAGUAAUUACAAGAAUUAAUUUCGACGAUACGAUAUCGUCAGAUGUUGAAAAAUCGCCUUGUAGACGUUUUGCUCAACCGAAAACAAUUUGGACCACAUCUAAACCAGUGGGAAAAUAUUCACGAUUAUUCUCCAAUCGUUUGACUCAAUCCGCCAAUAAAACUGCGAAUUGUAGUAUAUUGUCGAUUCCUUCAAAUUCAAAAGCAAAUUCGACUGCGAUGAAUAUUAUUGGCGAAGUCAGCAGUGCUGAAUUGACGAUUGAUCUCACAAUGAUUGAAAAGAAAAGCACGCCUAAGAGGGGAAAUAAAUAUUUUGAUAUUCCUGAAAUAACAAUACAAGCAGAGGAAAUAAUUGUUCAAAAAGCGUGUAGUCCACUUAGAGGAAAUUUGGAAUUAGAUGUAACAUCUCAUAAGCCGUGUAGUCCAAUUACAUCGCCAGUGAAAAAUGACAAACAAAAAGGUAGAAGACGAUCUAUCACCGAUUUAGUUGAACGUUACAAAAAAUUGGUGCAAAAAACAGAAACAACGACCCAAUUAAAAUCAGUCCUCGACGAGGAAUCCUGAAAGAAGAUUAAUUUCAAAAAUUCUCUAAUUUCCGAAUUCUCCAAUUAUCACUAUAGUGAUAAUUUUAUCGCUAUGGUAAUAAUAUGAUAUCAAUAUGAUAAUAUCAAUAUGAUAUCAAUAUGAUAAUUUCAAUAUGAUGAUAUCAAUAUGAUAAUAACAAUAUUAUAAUAUCAAAAUGAUAAAAGUAUCAAUAAUACGAUGAUAAUAUCAACUACACAGUUAUAAAUCAAUCUUUUUAACAAUGACUAUUGAGUCAUAAAUCUUGUAAAUAUUCUUUUAAAAAAAAUUUACAACUUUCCUUCGGUCAAACGGAAGUUGUCUGCUUUUUUCUAUCUCUCUAUCUCUCUCUUUUUUUAAAACGAAACUAGACUGAUAUUUGUAAUAUUUUUUCAUAAAAUGCUGUAUAUAUGAUUAGAAUUUGAAUCUAAAAAAAAUAUAUUCAACGUAUCAAGAAUAAAUCAGUAAACCAGA